Messenger RNA from Cololabis saira (Pacific saury), 2115 nucleotides. RefSeq lists its product as uncharacterized. Bases 64 to 1728 code for a protein of 554 amino acids. The transcript has 3 exons. Lineage: Eukaryota; Metazoa; Chordata; Actinopteri; Beloniformes; Belonidae. The record is from RefSeq and is a predicted model, not a curated record.
GGACUAGUCCUGUAUUGCUGACGUUGUGCAGAGUGCCGACAUAGCACUGAAAAGAGGAACUAGAUGGAUAUGUCAAAGAAGAAAAUUGGUUCUGGAACGACGUGUGCGGUGGUUGGUUGUACUAACUCGAGAAGGCGCCUGAACACAUGGUUUGAUAGAGAGUGCUACGAACACAGACCAGCUACGAAGAGGCAAUGCCCAUGCGCUCCGUUGUUUCGUUUUUUUCGCAAGCCUGAUACCGACUGGGAAUCAAGGACUUGGCUGAAGGCAUUGAACCUAAAAAACCCACCGCGCAACAUUUAUGUCUGUUCGCAUCACUUUGUUGAGAAAAAACCAUCAAAGAAUCAUCCUUUCCCUAAGUUGUGGUUGGGUUACAAUCCCUCUCCCCAGCCAAAGAAACCCACCAAGGGGACCGCUGCCUCCCCCCAGAGAAAGAAACGCAGACAUGACUCUGUGGUGAUGAGGUCUCAUUUGAAACGUUUGAAGACGGAGGACGAGCCCCCCGGGUUUGAGUGGAGCAUCUGGGGGGAAGACGAGUCAGCCACGACUCUCCUCGGGAGAGAGAACACUGGUCCUGAUGUGGAGGCUGCAACGCAGGUCUGGAGGGAACACGGUUACCAUAGCAGCCGCCCACUCCCUCAGCGUGCACUCAACGGGGCAAUGGGGAGGAUGCAGGACCUGGAGGAGCUGGUGUCCGGCCUCGGCGUCGCUGGACAUUUACUGGAUAGAUGGUGUGUGUCUGAUGAAGACUUCAAACAUUUCACAAAGUUCCCAUCUAAAAACAUCUUUUUUGUUUUCUGGAAAUGUGUUGAGCCUUCAGCAUCCAUGAUUGAGUUCUGGUCUAAAGCAAACAUCAUUGGAAAUACCGCUUUAGGGAAAGAUGCUGUCAGACCAAGCCGUGAGCGUAAGCUUCCACUUGUUGAUGAGUUUUUUAUGUUUUGCUUGCAUGUUGCUGUUGGCAUGAGAGAACAAGUUCUGUCUGGAAUGUUUGGAGUGAGUACCUCCACAGUCAACCGGAUACUAAUCAUCUGGUCAAACUACUUGUACCACGUGCUGGGAACAGUUCAGAUCUGGAUGACACGGGAGCAGGUUACACGAACCAUGCCUGUAAAGGUACAGAACGGAUGUCCAAAUGUGAGAGCGAUUGUUGGUUGUGUAGAGUUCGAAUGCGAGAGCUCUGAAACAACUACCUUCCAGUCCGAAAAACUGUCAAACCAAAAGACCUGUACCAAAUUCAAAGCUUUGAUUGGAGUUGCACCCUGUGGCUCCAUCACGUUUGCAUCAAAGUUGUUUACUUCCUCCAUCUCGGACAUGGAGUUGACAAGGCAGUCAGGAAUCUUGAACCUACUUGAGCCAGGUGAUGAGCUUGUAGCAGACAAGGACUUUGUCAUCGGGGACUUACUACUGGAUGUUGGAGCAAAACUGAUAAUGCCACCUUCAAAACACAAAGACGAUUUCAGCAAAGUGGACCAUGACAGAGCCCAGGCCAUUGCACAACUCGGUAUCCUUUUUGAGAAAGUAAUCAGACGGAUAAAAGAGUACCAAAUUUGGGAUUCUCCAUUACCUCUCACUUUGGCAGGCAGAAUGAAUCAAAUGUGGUCCUGUUGCUGUGUGAUGGUAAAUUAUCAGGGUUCUGUGGAUCAUGAUGUGCCGAUUGACGAGCAUUUGUAUGCAAAAUUUGCAGAAGAGGGACAUCUUUUCAGCAACAGUCCGCAGAAAGAUGGUUAAAAUCCACUUUUGUUAAAGAAGCAUCACUCAACUUGGAGAAACAGCAUUACCAGUUUUCAAGACAUAAAAAAUAAACACCCGUUUGUAAGAAUUAAAGUAUUUAAACUCGGACAAAGCAUUAGAAAUGUUAAUUUUCUCAAGAAAAAGAGAUAUUUUAUUUAUUUUGAUCUUGUGUUUUUCCUGUCUUUUUUUUUUUUUAACUUUUCACUUUAAAUUGAAUGACUUGUGCUCAAUUCUUACUUCAUGGCAUGACAUCCUGGGUUGGGGAAGUUUACAAACAACCCUGGGGUAAGGAUUCACUUAACAUUGUAGUCCACGUAAUCGCUGUAAUUCCACCCACUGCCAAAAGAUCGUGACUAUAAGCUGAAAUGUGCUGGACAAGCAAUA